AUGGCCAAACAAUUCGAAGGCAAAGUUGUCCUCAUCACCGGAUCGAGCAAUGGUAUCGGCCGGGGUAUCGCAGUGCACUUUGCCGCUCGUGGAGCGAAGGUGACGCUCACGGGAAGGAGUGCUGAAGCCUUGGAGGACGCCAAGAAAGAAUGCGUCGCAGCCGGAGCUUCGGAAGCCAAUAUCCUUUCCAUUGCCGGAAACCUAACCGAAGAGCCAUUCAUGUCAAAACUCGUCAACGAUACUGUGGUGCAUUUCGGGCAGCUGGACGUCCUGGUGAAUAACGCCGGUGUGACGGACAAGGAAAUGAGCGGAAAGCAGCCUGGAGUAUUGACGCAGGGCCUCGACAGUUACGACUACAUCUUCCAAAUUAAUGUGCGAUGCGUUGUCCAUCUCUGUCGAGAAGCCACUCCGCAUCUUGAGAAAACCAAGGGGGCAAUUGUCAACAUUAGCUCCAUUGUCGCUUCUGAUAUUCAAUCGGCAAAUUUCCCCUACUACGGAAUGUCCAAAUCGGCCCUCGACUCGCUGACAAAAAGCCUGGCCCUCGAGCUGAUCCGGAAGGGAAUUCGGGUCAAUGGAGUCAAGCAAGGUGCAACCCGCGAAGUGAUGGAUCAGGUAGAAAACGCCCUAUCCAGCCGCUUUGAAAUGAUCCCGGUCGGGUUCUUCGGGAAACCGGAAGACAUCGCCCACAUCACUGGAUUUUUGAGCGAUAGCGUCCAAUCGCGGUACAUCAUCGGCCAGAGCAUCCGCGUUGAUGGUGGCAGCUCGCUGGUGUGCCCCCUAUUGCUCGGAGAUGUGCUUGAGAAGAAG
Molecule: messenger RNA, 807 nt
Organism: Mesorhabditis spiculigera
Lineage: Eukaryota; Metazoa; Nematoda; Chromadorea; Rhabditida; Rhabditidae
Source: the annotation of a GenBank genome assembly